This is a messenger RNA of Ichthyophthirius multifiliis, 2430 nucleotides long. RefSeq names its product tfiih basal transcription factor complex helicase subunit, putative. Gene Ontology annotation, cellular component: nucleus. The record is from RefSeq and is a predicted model, not a curated record. NCBI's taxonomy places the organism in Eukaryota, Ciliophora, Oligohymenophorea, Hymenostomatida. Gene Ontology annotation, molecular function: hydrolase activity, acting on acid anhydrides, in phosphorus-containing anhydrides; DNA helicase activity; ATP binding. Gene Ontology annotation, biological process: nucleotide-excision repair; positive regulation of mitotic recombination; transcription by RNA polymerase II. The transcript has 13 exons.
AUGAAAUUUUAUAUAAAUGAUCUUCCAGUUUAUUUUCCAUAUUAAUCUCUUUAUAAGGAAUAACUUGAAUAUAUGAAAGAUCUUAAAUUAAUAUUAGAUAAUUAAGGACAUGGAAUAAUAGAAAUGCCUACAGGAACUGGAAAAACUGUCUGUUUAUUAUCAUUAAUAUCAUCUUAUUUAUUAUAAAAUUAAGGCAAAUUUAAAAAACUAUUAUAUUGUACAAGAACAGUUGUUGAAAUGGAAAAAACAAUAGAAGAAUUAAAAUUUGUAUUAGAAAAUACAAAAAAAUAUAUAUUAGAGGAAAAAAGAGAAUUUAAAUUUUUAUGUACUGCAUUAUCUGCAAGGAGUAAUUUAUGUAUAAAUCCUUUAGUUUAAAAUUAAUAAAAGAAAGAAAAAAUAGAUGAUGAAUGCUUAAAAUUAACUGCUAAAUGGGUAAGGUUUAGAGGAGAAAAAGGAGAAUAAAAAUUAUGUACAUUUUUUGAAAAUUUCGAAGAAAAAAAAGAAGAAAUUGAAUUUAAAGAAGGAAUUUAUAACAUUGAUGAUUUAAAAGAAAUAGGAAAAUAAAAAAAUAUUUGCCCUUAUUUUUUAGCAAGAAAAUUAGUCAAUGAUAGUAAUAUUGUAGUUUAUAAUUAUAUGUAUUUGUUAAGUCCUUAAAUGAAAGAUAUUAUUAAUAAAUCUCUAUAAAAAGAUUGUAUAGUAGUCUUUGAUGAGGCUCAUAAUAUUGAUAAUAUUUGCUUAGAUGUUUUUACUGUAAAUAUUAAUAAAAGAUUAUUAGAUUCAGCUUAUAAAAACGUUGAAUAAUUAGAAUUAAAAAUUGAUAAUAUGAAAAAUUAAAGUUAAUAAAGUUUAGAAAAUGAAUAUAAAUAAUUAUUAAAUGGUUUAAAGAAAAAAAUAUUAUUACAGAAGAAUAAUUUUUAUUUAUUAAUAAAGGGAGUAUUUGAAGAAUUAGCUAAAUAAUCAAUUCCUUUAUAAAUUCGUUUAGCAAAACCUUUUGUCUUAUUUUUAAAGAAAAUAUUAAUGUUUUUAAAAAAUAAACUCAAAGAAAAAAAUUGUAUUAAUUAAGACCCGCCUUAAUUUUUAAGUGAUAUGCAAAUAUAAAAUCACAUAGACUAAACAUCCUUGAAAUUCGCAGAAGAAAGAUUAUCAUAAUUAUUUAUGUCUUUAGAAAUUACUGAUAAUGAUGAAUAUGUAGCUAUUACUACUAUUGCUUAAUUUUCUACUUUAUUAGCUAUGAAUUAGAGAGGAUUUAAAAUAAUAUUCUAACCUUCUCCUUUAGAUGGAUCGUUAAGUGAUCCUUUAUUAACUUUUACAUGUUUAGAUUCAUCGUUAGCAAUAUAAAACGUAUUUAAAGAAUACGCAUCUGUAAUUUUAACAUCAGGAACUAUGUCACCAUUAGAUAUUUAUCCAAAAAUAUUAAAUUUUAAUCCUUUUAUGUUAAAAAGUAUAGAUAUUGAAUUAUCAAGAAACUCUAUUAAUCCAAUAAUUGUAACUAAAGGACUUGAUUUUACUGCUUUAAGUUCAGAAUUCGAAGCAAGAUAAAAUAUGACAGUUACUAGAAGUUUUGGUGCUUUAUUAAUUGAUAUUAGUAAAAUUUGUCCAGAUGGUAUUGUGGCUUUUUUUCCUUCUUACAGAUAUAUGGAAUAAAUAAUAUUUGAAUGGGAUUAAGAUGGUAUUUUAGAUGAAUUAAGAAAAUAUAAGUUAGUAUAUUUCGAAAGCAAAGAUGUUGCCUAAACAUCGUAAAGUCUUUUUCAUUUCAGAAGAGCAUGCGAUUAUGGACGAGGAGCUAUAUUUUUUUCAAUCGCAAGGGGAAAAGUAGCAGAAGGAAUAGAUUUUAAUGAAUAAUAUGGACGAUGUGUUAUAAUGCUAGGUUUCCCAGUCUAAAAUUCUAAUGAUCCUAUUUUAUUAGAAAGAGUAAAAUACCUUACUGAAAAUUUUAAAGUGACAAAAAACGAAUACAUAGAAUUCGAUGCAAUGAGAUAAUGCGCAUAAUGUUUAGGAAGAGUUAUGAGAGGAAAAAACGACUAUGGACUAAUGAUUAUGGCUGAAAAAAGAUUUGCCAGAAGUUUAGUUAAGAAAAAAUUACCAGAAUGGAUUAAAAAAUAAAUAAAAGAUUAUAAUGUAGAUAUUUCUAGUGAAGUUGUCUCUGCCAUUGCAGUGAAUUUUUUUAAAGAAAUGGGUUAAGAAUUUAUUAUGAAUGAUAAAUCUUUUUUUAAUUAAUAAUAAUUAUUAGAAAUGUAAGAUAUAUUAUAAAUAAAAUAAUCUAGUAUCGAUGAAAAUUUAUAAUUGUAAAUUUAAUAUAAUUAAUAAUUGAAUAUUGAUGAAAAAAAUUAGGUAUUUUAAGAAAAAAUUAUUGUAGAUUCUAAUAAUUAAAAUGAAGAAUAAAUUUAUAAAAAUAUAUCAAAAAAAUUUGCAAAAAAAAGAAAAAAAUGA